This is a messenger RNA of Racocetra fulgida, 461 nucleotides long. The record is from the annotation of a GenBank genome assembly. NCBI's taxonomy places the organism in Eukaryota, Fungi, Glomeromycota, Glomeromycetes, Diversisporales, Gigasporaceae.
UUUCAUUAUGAACGUAGAAACUAUAACCCAGAGGAAUACAAGAAAAACUAUUCAAGUUUACGAAAAUACGUUGAAGAAUCUUUAGAUAAAUACAAGAUUGGUAUUCCCGGUUUCUCAUCACAAGAACUUGAAGAAUUUAAUCAGCAAGAAGUUCUACUGGGACACAUGCCAAUGGACCCAGCUAUGCGUGAUGAAGUUGAGAAAGUGCUUAGUGACGAAGAUAAUUAUCGAAUAGCACAGAUCGAAGCCGAAUAUCAGUCAGGGACUGAUGAACAGAAGGGUACUAUUAUUGCAUCAGGGAGUGCUGAUAACACCGUUCGAUUGUGGGACGUGAAAAAGGGCAUUUCCGAUGAUUCGUACGAUGUAGAUAAUUUAUCAACAAAUAAAGUUAGAUCUCAAGAUAGUGAAGCAAAACCUUACUCUUACAUGAAAUCAUCAGCGCCAGCUGUAAUUCCAACCAA